AUGAUUCAAAUUCUAAUUUUGGCCCUUUCCAUCGUCACAGUUACUAUGCAGCAGUUGGCAUGCGAACCAGGAUAUGCUAUCGGAGAAGUCCCUGCUUUUAGCGGAGGCUGCCCUCAAGGAUACAUCAGAAUCUCAGAGGGAUUGUGCUGUGAAGACGAUCAUAUUGAAUACACGACAUGCGUUGAUCAACCCAAUAAGCGCGGAGUGAAUGAGUGUCCCGGACUGCAGGAAUACUGUAACAAUAGUUUGUUCAAAAAAGUUAUGAUGAUCAAUUGCCCAAGAAGUUGUGGAUUUUGUACAUAG
Molecule: messenger RNA, 303 nt
Organism: Caenorhabditis briggsae
Lineage: Eukaryota; Metazoa; Nematoda; Chromadorea; Rhabditida; Rhabditidae
Exons: 2
Coding region: 1-303 (100 amino acids)
Source: RefSeq, a predicted model, not a curated record